CCAAUCGAACCCACACCGCGAUAAGAAACGGAAUCCCAAAUCCAAAUCCCCACCAGAAACGAAGAUGAAGGAUCUCUUCUGGCACCUGGUGGGCAUAGCCACCGGAUUGAAGAUCCUCCUCAUUCCCGCCUACCACUCCACUGAUUUCGAGGUGCACCGCAACUGGCUGGCCAUCACCCAUAGUUUGCCCCUGGAGCGCUGGUAUGUGGAGGCCACCAGCGAGUGGACCCUGGACUACCCGCCCUUCUUCGCCCACUUCGAGUGGCUGCUGUCGCAGGUGGCCAAGUACGUGGAUCCGCGGAUGCUGGAGGUGCAGAACCUCAACUACGAGUCCAAGGGCACCGUCUACUUCCAGCGGCUGUCGGUGAUUGCCACCGAUCUGGUCUAUGUGCUGGGCGUGCGCAGCUGCCUGGGCUCAUUGGGAUUGGCCCGGGAUACGCAGCAGCACUUCGCCGGCUCCAUGCUGUUGCUGCUCAACGUGGGACUGCUGUUUGUGGACCACAUUCACUUCCAGUACAACGGCUUCAUGUUCGGCAUACUGCUCCUGAGCAUCGGCUCCCUCAUCCGGCAGCGAUUCCUCUGGAGCGCCUUUGCCUUCGCCGUGCUGCUCAACUUCAAGCACAUCUUCCUGUACUUGGCCCCGGCGUUUGGCGUCUACCUGCUGAGAUUCUACUGCCUGGAGCAGGCCACUGUGCUGUCGAAGGCGGCUGCCUUGGCCAAACUGCUGGCCGUGGGACUCACUCCGUUCGGCGUGUCCUUUGGUCCCUUCUGGCAGCAGCUGCCGCAGGUCCUCGCCCGCCUGUUCCCCUUCAAGCGCGGACUGACGCACGCCUACUGGGCGCCCAACUUCUGGGCCCUGUACAACACGGCGGACAAGGUGGCCGCUGGCGUUCUGAGGGUGCCGGUUGCCGCUGGCACCUCGACCACGUCGGGAUUGGUGCAGGAAGUGAGGCACUCGGUGCUGCCAGCCAUCACGCCGCCCGUAACAUUCGCCCUCACUGUUCUCUUCAUGCUGCCCAUUCUGGUGAAGCUCUUCAGGAGUCCCAAAAAUCAAAGUCCUUUGGUCUUCCUGCGAGCCGUGGUUUUGUGUGGCUGCUCCUCCUUUGUGUUUGGCUGGCAUGUCCACGAGAAGGCCAUCCUCAUGGUGCUCAUUCCGCUGUGUCUGUUGACCCUUGUGAACCGCGAGGAUGCCAGAUACGCCUACAUCCUGGGCAUUGCCGGCUACUUUUCCCUGUUCCCGCUGCUCUUCGCGCCGGAUCUGUACAUUCCCCGGUAUUCGCUGUACAUGUCCUAUGUGGCCAUGCUGUACGGCCAGCUGUAUCGCAUCUUUCCCGGCUUCCGGGGCUUCCACCCGCUGGAGUGGCUCUACAUGCUGGGCUUCCUGGCCAUUCCGCUGUACGAGCACCUGCUCGCUUUCCUGCUGCACCUGGACAGGCGUCUUCCGUUCCUGCCGCUCCUGCUGACAUCCGUGUACGCGGCACUGGGUGUGAUCUACUUCUUUGGGGCCUACUAUCUGUACGCCCUGGGCUUCAGCUGGGGCAAGGUGGCCAUGAGCAGCUCAUCCUUAUCCUCCGCUUCCACGUCGGCUGUAAAGCGAAAACGAAAAACCAAAUAAACAGAGCAGUAGAAUGGA
Molecule: messenger RNA, 1633 nt
Organism: Drosophila gunungcola (fruit fly)
Lineage: Eukaryota; Metazoa; Arthropoda; Insecta; Diptera; Drosophilidae
Gene: xit
Product: probable dolichyl pyrophosphate Glc1Man9GlcNAc2 alpha-1,3-glucosyltransferase
Exons: 4
Coding region: 65-1615 (516 amino acids)
Biological process (GO): protein N-linked glycosylation
Cellular component (GO): endoplasmic reticulum membrane
Molecular function (GO): dolichyl pyrophosphate Glc1Man9GlcNAc2 alpha-1,3-glucosyltransferase activity
Source: RefSeq, a predicted model, not a curated record